CCGCCGUCAGCGCGCUGGCAAAGUUUGGUGCCCAGAACGAGAACCUUCUCCCGAGCAUCUUGGUGCUUCUGCAGAGGUGCAUGAUGGACAGCGAUGACGAAGUUCGGGACAGAGCGACGUUCUACUUGAAUGUCCUGCAGCAGAGACAGAUAGCGCUGAAUGCUGCCUAUAUUUUUAACGGGUUGACUGUUUCUGUUCCUGGUUUGGAGAAAGCCCUGCACCAAUACACCCUGGAGCCUUCUGACAAACCUUUUGAUAUGAAGACAGUUCCGCUGGCCACCGCACCCAUCUUUGAACAGAAAGCAGAGAUUGCCCUCGUGACCAGCAAGCCUGAGAAAGUCGCUCCUUCGCGUCAGGAUAUAUUCCAAGAACAACUGGCAGCUAUUCCCGAGUUUAAGAGCUUGGGUCCCUUGUUCAAGUCUUCGGAACCAGUGCAGCUCACAGAAGCAGAAACGGAGUAUUUUGUUCGUUGUAUCAAACACGUGUUCACGCAUCACAUCGUUUUCCAGUUUGAUUGCACGAACACGUUAAAUGACCAGCUGUUAGAAAGAGUCACUGUGCAGAUGGAGCCCUCGGACGCUUACGACGUGAUCUGUUGCAUCCCAGCGCCCAGCCUGGCUUACAACCAGCCUGGCAUGUGUUACACCCUCGUCCACAUUCCCAAGGAUGACCCCACUGCAG
Molecule: messenger RNA, 681 nt
Organism: Leptosomus discolor (cuckoo roller)
Lineage: Eukaryota; Metazoa; Chordata; Aves; Leptosomiformes; Leptosomidae
Source: RefSeq, a predicted model, not a curated record